Cylicocyclus nassatus is the source of this 1084-nucleotide messenger RNA. The record is from the annotation of a GenBank genome assembly. NCBI's taxonomy places the organism in Eukaryota, Metazoa, Nematoda, Chromadorea, Rhabditida, Strongylidae.
AUUUUCUGCUUUCCCUUUUGGCCAGCAACAAAGAUUUAGAUAGAUGACGAACGAAAAAUCUGCAGGGAUUCACAAUUCUCCCCCCGCAACUUCUGAAGUGCCAUCGGCUCCUCCCGUCGUUAAUGCUGAAAUGCAACAAAGAGCAAGCGAUGGCCCUGCCUCAACUACUACACCCUCAGCGAAUGCUGUAAAUCAGACGCAGGAUCAUGUUGGGGCACCGAAUCCCUCGCCAUAUAGCGAGCCACCUCCAUCAUAUCAGAUGGCAACGAAUUAUCCCACCACUCCGUACCCAAAUGCAGGCAUGCCGUCCAUGCCGGGAGCCGUCCCCCCUAGUUACCUACCCAAACCACCUUCAGCAUAUCCCCCUGCUCCCAAUCAACCUCCCAUGUAUUACCCCACUCAAGGUAUUGGAGUAGCUCAGUAUCCACAAGGGGAGAGGAUACCAGUGACAACAGCUCAAGUUGUGGUUUCGGUUGGCAAUGGCUUUACUUGUCCACACUGUAAUGUUGGAAUCGUCACCAAGGAAACGGACAUGUGCUGUAUGUUAUGUCUGAUUUUGCUGACUAUCUUCACAUUCCCAUUCGGUUUGGUCUUCCUCUGCUGUCUUCCAUGUACUGUAAGCCGUCGUUGCUCAAACUGUCGACGAACUGUAUAACUAUCUGUUUAAGUGCACUCUUGCCUAACUUUUUUCUUCACUUGAAAUAAUUUUUUACUGCUCAUCAAAUUCUACAUAUGUAUGCUUUCUUUCCACACCCCACGCUCCUUUGUGAUGUUAUCCUGCGGCCGUGAUGUAAAGUUAUAGGUAUCACACAUGGUUGUGAUAUUCAAGAAUUGCACGAACGCAAGCACCCACCUCGAGUAGAAUCAAACACUAUUUUCUGCUGUAAUUGUCAAUGGGUAUUCUCUAGAUUCUAAGCAUCGCCUUAAUUUCGUGAUAGCUGCGCCUUAUGGACGUUGUAUUCAGCAGACUUAACAAAUGAUUUCAUUUUCAUGUAGAUAAAUAUUGUAGAAAAGUUUUUUUAUAUUCGAGCUGCAGAUGCAGGCAAUAAAAUUGCACAUAAUGUCGAAUCAGCUCCUUUACAAA